CCACUCUCUCGAUCCGUCUAAAUCGAGAGUGAAUUGGCAAGCCGGUGACGAAGUGCCUCUGUCGCUCAACCGCAAGUAAACAAAACAAACCCGUCGGUGGCAAUUCCCGGUAGACUGCACCGCUGACCUCCUCCGUCUUAUCUGUUAUUGCGCGAGAGUCACUGUCACUGAGAACCGAUCUCAUAGAGUAUAUAGAACGAAUACGGCGCGAUGAGCCGAUAUUUUUAUGGGAUAGUAUAAAUAGCUGGCAUCGCACUUGGCAUUGGCAUAGUCAAUGCAAAAUGGGCUCGAACACUGGAGCUUGGAUUCUACUGGGCCUGCUGGCCGGCAUCGCCUCUCUGUCUAGCGCUGCGAAUAUACAGCGAAAUGAGGACCAGACGAUUCUUCAGAACAAUGGAAACACCUUCCUAUCAAACGGAGCCGGGCAAAUCAUUCGUGGACCCGAUGGCAAAACAGUAUUGAUCGGAUCCGAUGGGCGCAGGAUCAUCACGGAUGCCGACUCCAGCGAAGAGGACAGCUCGCACGAUUAUGGUCACGGUGGGAGCUAUAACAAUGUUAUCAUCAAUGGUGGCUCGGGAUCCAGCGUAAUUCAUGGCGAUGGACAUAGCUUCAUUGUUGGAGAUGCGAGUCAUGGAAGUUACAUGAACAGCAAUGGACGCAGUAUUAGGAUCAUAAAUGGUGCCAUCGAACUCAAUGAUCACGGCCAGGUGUACACAUUCAGGCCAAAAGCAGCAGGCAUUAACGAAAAGGAAACCGUCACCAUCAACGGACAACCGGCUCAGGUGGAGUACUCCAAUGGUGAUAUAGUCAUCGAACUGGCCGAUCAUACGGUGAUUGCCAAGAUAGGUGGACGCACAUUUCUGGGCGAUCGCGAAUCCUUCGACAAUCGGGAUAAAUUAGAGGCGGAGGCAAAGAACUAUGCCGAUCGUAUCCAGCAAGAGGUGCACGCCAAUCUCCAGAAAACCAUGGCUGAUAUUCAAAGGGAUCUUCAGAAUUCCCUGGGAAAUAUUUUCUAUUAGAAGCCAAGUAAUCAAUCGUACACGAGUCGCUCGAAAUAAAGCGCCUUUGCAGCAAUUGUCUUGACUUUAAUUGUCUUAUCUAUGGUUUACAAGCUAAGAUGUUCUAAAAGAUACAUAUCUAGUGUGUAAUCCAAGUACAACAGACCCCAGACAUGAGGCGUCUUUGGGCAUAAUCUUCCCAUUUGACCGGCCUGAGGCCACAAACGUGUGGGUGGUUAGGUCAAUUAAUGGGAAAUGACGCCCGGCAAAUGUGAUUGAUUAGCGGGAAACUCACCGUAUAGGCAGCUUAUGGGGCGGCUAAAUCUAAUGCUUAGUAUCGCCUAACAGACUAGGUUUGUAUGGGCGUGUGGCGAUUGGAAUACAAUUACCGAGCUUGCGGCGGUGUUUAUGAACACUUCUUGGUAUUUAAAUGACGGAAUUUCCCAACGAAUCUUCGUAAAUAAGACCAAGGUCUCUUAUUCUUUAUAUUUGUGUUUUCCAAGCUAACUUAAUAAAUUCUUAAUUAAUGGCC
Drosophila melanogaster (fruit fly) is the source of this 1530-nucleotide messenger RNA. RefSeq names its product bombardier (gene Bbd). The transcript is spliced from 2 exons. The record is from RefSeq and is marked reviewed. The coding region runs from base 282 to 1019 and encodes 245 amino acids. NCBI's taxonomy places the organism in Eukaryota, Metazoa, Arthropoda, Insecta, Diptera, Drosophilidae.